Schistocerca americana (American grasshopper) is the source of this 5580-nucleotide messenger RNA. Its product is annotated as mucin-5AC-like. Lineage: Eukaryota; Metazoa; Arthropoda; Insecta; Orthoptera; Acrididae. The transcript is spliced from 3 exons. The record is from RefSeq and is a predicted model, not a curated record. The coding region runs from base 1 to 5580 and encodes 1859 amino acids.
AUGUCCGCAGAAGUCACCGCAGCAAAGCAACGCAACGUGUACCAAGGACGAAGACUGAGACGCUCCGGAAGACGACGAUGGGUAGCUGCCAGUCCAGUGAGAAUCCGCAAUUUGAAUUCGCAAAGCAAAGACGCUAGGAGCUCUAUAAUGACAGAAAAUGAAACUGAUCGAAAUAAGACGCGGGAUGUGACAGCAAAGACACUAUUGCCACAUUAUUCUGCGAGUGUCACAACGCAUGAGUCAGAGCGUCUCACUGGAUCUUUCCUUGCACAUGCAAGAGAACUCCCUCAAUCUGACCGUCUUCAAGGAGACAUUACGUCUUUAAAGACAGCACAAAUUGAAGGUCCGACAUCAUAUGCAGUCACUUCAGCAUUCGGUGAAACUGAAGCAAUUUCCGGUCAACCUCUCCCUGCACAAAGCACCACCAUGUUUGAGGAAGAAACUUCACAACGCUCGCUGGAAGCAGAUGGCGAGCGUUCUGAAAGUUCAAAGCGGAAACUGGUGUCAUAUAACGGUGAUAGUUCACAAAGCAGUGACUCAUACGUUAGUACUGAGCAGAGCCCUUUAUUAGGUAUGCAUUUACAGUUUACAUCAGAAAAUAAAAUUUUAUCCUCAGACAAAAGCAGACUUUUGGCUAGUACCACGAUAGCAACGAACACAAGAGAUAAUUCAGUACUUCAUAAUAACGACAAAGCAAACUCAAAGCACAUGCUACCGCAGGCCACUUUGCAGCAAUUACGUGGGUCACCUGAUAGUGAAACACAGCAAUAUUUCUCCACUGACCGUGUUAACCUGGAAGAAACGACUCGAAGUGGCAGCAGCCCAACUAAGCCUCCAGCUACUACAGAGCCGUGGGGUUCAGAAGUGACACCACCACCGUCUCAUGACUGGAUCGAUGCUGGCGACAGCGCUGAAUACAAAACAUCCAUUGGGCCUCCAUCGGGCCUUUCGCGAUUGCCGAGUAAGCAUCUUUGGACGGCAGAUGAUUUUUACCAGCGAAUGGAAACGACUGGUUCGACCACAGAGUUUCCAACAGUCGAGCCGAUAAAUUUAGAUGGCAAGUCGGACCACACGACAACGUAUGGCACUCUUACCUCAAGCCAAGGGAUACCACAGUCUACUCUGAAGCAGCAGCAAGGAUCUCCUUACUUAGAGAAAUCUAGCAGCGGUAAACGGUCAGGAGCGUCUAAUGAUUCCGUUAGUACAACACACAUUCCACGCCCAGAAGAGAAUGUGUCCUUAAGGCAGUUGGCGGAUUCUAGCAUUGACAGUAAAGAGACCUAUGAUAUCGUACCGCCUUUGGGGCAGUCAGCGUCACUAAGCAGUCAAUCGUGGAAGGCAGCUAACGUGUCUCACCCAUUGCCACAGGAGACAAGGGAAUCCGAAGCCAAGCUGUCGGUAUCUAUGACGAAUCGUCGUGAUUAUACCAGCACUGCUGAGUCAAGCAAUAUUUUACCAAAUGCCACUAUUCGUCAGUUGCAUGGACCUCCUGACAAUGAAUCAGAGUCUUCUACCUCAUCUGUCACUCCAGUAAAAUUGUGGAAAGAAUCACAAGUUUUGGGGUCAGAAAAAAUACCUGCACAUAACUGGCCUUCUGUUAUUACUAAUAGCCGUAACAAUCAAGAACCUUCUUCUAAUGAACCGCCACUAGGUCUUUCGCAGUUACCAAGCACACGCCCAUGGAAGUCAGUUGCUGUUCCACAGGAACUGGAGACGGUUGCUUCAGCCAUCGAGCUGGCUGCGUCGGCAUUGGCUACAGGAGAGGCUGCUGAUUCAAACCAUGCAGUACCAAAGGCCACGGUAAAGCAGUUACAUGGACCUCCUGACAGCAAAAUUCAGUUAUAUCCUCCGUCCAAAAGUGACAGUGCAGAGGACCAAAUGAGAACUAAUGACGGUCGAGCAGAUACCUCGAAAAUAGAUCACUGGGGCCCAGAGAAGAGACUCCCUUCACAUCGCUGGCCAGACUUCGGAGUUUCUACUGGUCAUGACAGUCAGGAAGCAUCUUCCAUGGGACACCAGCAGGGACUUUCACGGUUACCCAGCAAACGCCUAUGGAAGUCUGUUGUUGUUCCACAUAAACUGGAAACGGCUUCUUCAGACACCGGAACGCCUGCGUCCACACUGGUGACUACAGAAGAGACGUCUAGCCAUCCACAUGUUGCCAACAGUGCUGAUUCAAACCACGUAAUACCAGAAACCACCGUGAAGCAUGGGCCUCCUGACAGUGAAAUUCUGCGGUAUCCUCCGUCCAAAACUGCCAGUGCAAAGGACCGAAUGAAAGCUAAUGAUGGUCGAGCAGAUACUUCCAAAACAGAUCACUGGGGUCCAGAGAAGAGACUCCCGUCUUAUCGCUGGCCAAACUUUGGAGUUCCUACUGGUCGAGACAGUGAGGAAGCAUCUUCCAUGGGACCUCAACAGGGGUUUUCACGAUUACCCAGCAAACGCCUAUGGACUUUAGUUAACAAUGCACAACCAAUGAUAAGCAAAGAUUGGACCACAGAGUCUGCAUCUGUCUUGACGAAUGCAGGUGCUACAUUGAGCCACGGCAGCGUCAUUGACACUGGUGUUUCAAGCCACAUGAUACCAAAAACCACUGUGAAACAGCUGCGUGGGCCUCCGGACAGAGAAACUGAGUGGUAUCCUCUAUCGGAAUUUGUUAACCCAGGGGGUCGAAGAGAAGAGAACAGCAGCCCAACCGAGUCCUCACAGCCAUAUGGCUGGGGUCCAGAGAAAACACUGCCAUCUCAUAGACGUCCAGAUGGUAUGACGAUUGAUUACGAGAGGCAGGAGACAUCUAUCCCACGCCCUCCACCUGGACGUCCACAAGUGCCGAGUAAGCAUCCGUGGGAAUCAUCUGAUUUUCCUGAAAGAGGGGACGCGAGAGGUUCGGUCAUAAAACAACUAUUAACCAUCGAAAAACAAGCAGGGACGUCGAUGUCUGGUAAGAAUGUGCAGUAUCAGUUAAAAGAGGAGCAGAACAUUCCUGUCAACGCCGUAACUCCAAAGACAGAACCUAAUUUGCUGCCUAUUUUGAGGGUGGCACACCUCUUGUUAGAAGCCGCAAAGAAACAAGCCGACGGACCUUCUGACACGGAGUUGCAACGCUCAUCUACGAACGAAACUGCUACAGCCCUGAGAGAGUCAGAGCUCUCUCGAAUAACAAAACAGUUGUCUACCAUCACGCAAUUGCUUAUUUCUGGAUUGCUACUGAACGUACUCACCACUAAGCAACUGCAAGGUUGUUCCCUAGACAGCCCUCUACUGAACUCUACGUCAGAGGAGUUGCUGGGACCUACACUGACGUCACUAAACUUACCGGCUCCUGAUGUUGUGACAGCAACCCCUGGUGUGGCGAGUAGUUACCCAGUCGACUCUCACUACAAAGACACCUCAGUGUGGAAUACUUCUUCGGAAACGUCAACAGGCGCCUCCGACACGUUCUCCAUUCGAUCCUGGGUGUCACGGCCAAUACCGGUUGUCCCGCUUCCAGAGGGAGUGAGUGACGUAGUUGGCGAUCAUCCGUCCCCGGAUGGGCUGCCUCCUCCACCUCCUCCAGAAUUUACGAACGAGGAACUAGACGGUGUAGAAUCAGUCGGUGGAAGCUUGGCGAGCGGUUGGCACACCACGACGACGCAGUCUCCUCAAGGUUGCGCAGCAUCAAGUGCAGCUACUUCUCAGCCUCCAACCAACUACUGGGACACCACUCAAUCCCCAUAUAACUACUGGUAUCCAACCACUACAACUACUCAGUCGCCCUACAAUUACUGGUACCAAAAUAUGAAUACGACCCAGUAUCCCUAUAACUACUGGAACCCCAGCACUACUACAACACAAUCUCCUCAAAAUUACUGGAAUACGAAUGAAGCUACUACUCAGCGUCCUUAUAAUUACUGGGAUACAAGCACAACUGCAAUACGUCCUCCUUACAACUAUUGGUAUACAAAUAAAGACACAACUCAAAAUCCUCUCAAUUACUGGGGUACAACCACAUCCACAACACCGUCUCCUUAUGACUACUGGAAUACAAACCAGAACCUACAAAAUUUCUGGGAGACAACAAGUACGACUACAGCUAGUCCUUACGAUUAUUGGCAGACAGCCACGACUACGACUCAGUCGCCUUACAGUUAUUGGUCUACAACGACACAAGACCCGCGUUACUGGUAUACAACACCAACAAGUUCAACGCCCACAAAGUCACCGUACGAAAUUUGGUACGAUUAUUGGUACGGUAACGCCACAACGAGUACUAAAUCACCUUACGAAAACUGGAACGAUAAUUGGUACGGUAACGUCACAACAACUACUAAGUCACCGUACGAAAACUGGUAUGAUAACUGGUAUGGUAGUACAACAACAACAACAACAACCAAGUCACCAUAUGAAAACUGGUAUGAUAAUUGGUAUGGUAACACAACAACAACAACCAAGUCACCCUACGAAGACUGGUACGCUAAUUGGUAUGGUAACGCCACAACAACUACCAAGUCACCGUAUGAUAACUGGUACAAUUACUGGUAUAGUAGCUCCAGUACAACGACAAAGUCACCUUAUGACAGUUGGUACGACUACUGGUCAAAGAAAAGGACGACGACGACAACACCAAAGACGAGUGAGCCACAGUCACAAUAUAAUUGGUACUACGGCUGGCCAACGACUACAACGAGCAAGCCGCCGCCGACGAACCCAAUACAGUCCCAAUACAACUGGUACUCUGGCUGGCCCACCACAACCAAGUCUAGUACUACUGAGCCACCAACUACACAGCGGCCAUGGUACGACUACUGGUCGGCACCAUCUACCACUACGAGCAAACCACCGACAAAUGGACAAUCACAGUACAACUGGUAUUACGGCUGGCCAACACAGACCACAUCAAAGAGUACAGAGCCACCUACUACACAGCGACCAUGGAACGACUACUGGUCAACGACGUCUCGUCCACCAAGUACACAAUCCCAAAACAACUGGUUCGACAGCUGGAAGUUACCCACAACGACACAGCGUCCGUGGUACGAUUACUGGUCGACAACCAGUCGUCCUCAGAGCAGUCAGUCGCAGUACGACUGGUACCACAACUGGCUUGGUACCACAACUGCAACAGCGACCUCGCAGCCCCCAACGGAACUUCCGACAACCACUCGUAGUCCGUGGUAUGACUACUGGGGAACCACAAAGCGACCUUACGCGUGGUACAACAGCUGGGGAAAUGGCCCAGCUGCCACCACCACCACCACCGAGUCUCCUACUUUACAAGCACAGGCCACUGGGUCCCCGCCGUACAGUUACUGGUCUCCUGGUCAACAGCCAGCUGAUCCGAUGCAGUCUUCCGACAACACCGUCUCGUCUGGUGACAAACCUGCACUGCAGCAGCUGCAGGGCACUCACUAUAAACCUGACGGCAGUUACGUCUUGGACAUGCCCGGGCAUCACGAGGAGGGCUUUUAUAGGGUCCCUGCAGGUGGAGGUGCACCAGUGUUCGUGAAGCAAGGCUAUUACACGUACACGGACGGUACUGGAGAACGGCACACCGUGUCCUACGUCGCGGAUGAGUACGGCUAUAGGACAAGCGGUUCGUGA